AUGCCACAUCCCUACACUCAAAAUACCGUUCCAAUUCCAACUCCAACCAGUGAAUCAUAUACCACCACACAGGAAGAAAAUGACCACAAGCGAAAGGUCCUAGUCGCGGUCAUCGGCCCAUUUUUCGGCAUCUGCGUCCUCAUUGUCGCGAUCUCACUGGCCAUCCGCUACUGGAAAGAAAAACGAAAACAAAAGACCGUCAAGUCGGCCGCCGAGAUGAAUCAAUGUCCAGAUGACGUGGGCUCGGUCCCCUAUUCGCCUACCUUCGGCAAAUAUCCAAGAGACCUAGAGGCCGCGACUUGGAAGCCAAAACCGGCGCGACAGGAGUUACCUGGGUUACAUGGUUAG
Arthroderma uncinatum is the source of this 348-nucleotide messenger RNA. RefSeq lists its product as uncharacterized. The transcript has a single exon. Lineage: Eukaryota; Fungi; Ascomycota; Eurotiomycetes; Onygenales; Arthrodermataceae. Bases 1 to 348 code for a protein of 115 amino acids. The record is from RefSeq and is a predicted model, not a curated record.